Messenger RNA from Elaeis guineensis (African oil palm), 1883 nucleotides. RefSeq names its product 3-oxoacyl-[acyl-carrier-protein] synthase I, chloroplastic. The record is from RefSeq and is a predicted model, not a curated record. Lineage: Eukaryota; Viridiplantae; Streptophyta; Magnoliopsida; Arecales; Arecaceae. Gene Ontology annotation, biological process: fatty acid biosynthetic process. Gene Ontology annotation, molecular function: 3-oxoacyl-[acyl-carrier-protein] synthase activity. Gene Ontology annotation, cellular component: mitochondrion.
UCCCCUCUCGGUCGUAUCGCCGCUCCGAACCCUGCAUCCAUUUUUUGGCACAAAAGCGCUCCUCCCUCCCCAAUUUACUUAACCUCGUCCCUGCUCCGCCCGCUCUCUCCUUCUCCUCGCCCUCUCGACGGCCAUGCAGACCAUUCGCGUCCCCUCCAUGGAAGGCCUCCGAUUCUCCCCCUCGUUUCCGCCCCCCGCCGCUCCCUCCCGGCGCGGCCUCGUCCGCCGAUCCAUCCGGCGGCCGGCCGUCCGCGCCUCCGUCGCGGCGGCGCCUCGGAGGGAGACGGAUCCGAGGAAGCGGGUGGUGAUAACGGGGAUGGGGCUGGUGUCGGUGUUCGGGAACGACGUCGAUGUCUACUACGAGAAGCUGCUGGAAGGGGAGAGUGGGAUCGGGCCGAUCGACCGGUUCGACGCCUCUAAGUUCCCAACAAGGUUCGCCGGCCAGAUUAGGGGGUUCUCGUCGGAGGGAUACAUCGACGGCAAGAACGACCGCAGGCUCGAUGACUGCCUCCGGUACUGCCUCGUCAGUGGCAAGAAGGCGCUCGAGAGCACCGGGCUUGAGGUUGGGAGCAAGGCCCUCAGCAAGAUUGACAAGGUACGAGCUGGUGUACUUGUGGGGACGGGCAUGGGUGGCCUUACAGUGUUUUCUGAUGGUGUCCAGGCUCUCAUAGAGAAAGGCUACAGGAAAAUAACUCCAUUUUUUAUUCCUUAUGCCAUAACAAACAUGGGCUCAGCCCUGCUGGCAAUGGAUAUUGGCUUCAUGGGUGCAAACUAUUCAAUUUCAACUGCCUGUGCUACUUCGAAUUAUUGUUUCUAUGCUGCUGCCAACCAUAUUCGUCGUGGUGAGGCCGAUGUAAUGAUUGCUGGUGGUACAGAAGCUGCAAUUAUUCCUAUUGGUAUUGGAGGUUUUGUAGCAUGUAGAGCAUUGUCACAGAGAAAUGACGAGCCCAAAACUGCAUCAAGGCCAUGGGACAAAGGUAGAGAUGGCUUUGUUAUGGGAGAAGGUGCUGGAGUGUUGGUUUUGGAGAGUCUGGAACAUGCAAUGAAACGUGGUGCACCUAUUAUUGCUGAGUACCUGGGAGGUGCUGUUAACUGUGAUGCUUAUCAUAUGACGGAUCCUAGAGCUGAUGGGCUUGGCGUUUCAUCUUGUAUCCAAAAAAGUCUUGAAGAUGCUGGUGUUGCACCAGAGGAGGUUAACUAUAUCAAUGCCCAUGCAACUUCCACACUUGCUGGUGACCUAGCUGAGGUAAAUGCCAUUAAACAGGUGUUCAAGAACCCAUCACACAUCAAGAUCAAUGCAACCAAGUCUAUGAUAGGGCACUGCCUUGGUGCAGCUGGGGGUUUAGAAGCGAUUGCAACAGUGAAAGCCAUAACUACUGGGUGGCUGCAUCCAACAAUCAACCAAUUUAAUCCGGAGCCUGCAGUUGAAUUUGAUACAGUGGCAAAUAAAAAGCAGCAACAUGAGGUGAAUGUUGCCAUUUCUAAUUCAUUUGGAUUUGGAGGACACAACUCGGUGGUGGUGUUUGCGCCUUUUAAGCCAUGAUCCAUCAUAGUUUGCCUUUGGCAUUCUGUUUCAACUACAGAAUUUUCCACAUUGAGGGGGAAAAGAAUUUAGUUAUUUCAAGUAGGCAUUUUCCAUUUUACUGAAGCAAGUUUUGACAACAAAAGCUUUUAAUUAUGUGGGAGUGGUAGCGUUAGGUGGUUUAAUGCGGCGGCUUCGGUCAUUUUAAGUUUAGGAAGAGCAUUCAUACUGCGGGCCCCCUGUGAUUGAACUCUGAGAGAUGUUGUGUCUUUAACAUUGAUUAGUUUUUCCACAAAAAGAAGUGCUUAGUUUUAUUAAUUAAUUUCUUUGAAGUAGAAUUAUUUCCAUUCUACUUAUCUAU